GCAAAAAUGAAAAACAUGGGAAUUUGCUGGAAAUGUGUGUUUGUGUUUGUGAUUUUCAUGACUGUAUUUAGUGCAUGUGAGCCUGAAUUGACACUGGAUUACUAUGUAAAAACUUGCCCGGCUGUGCUUGACAUUGUGAGAAAAGAGAUGGAAUGUGCUGUGUUAUCUGACCCUCGCAAUGCAGCCUUGGUUGUUCGAUUGCAUUUCCAUGACUGUUUUGUUCAGGGUUGUGAUGGUUCAAUUUUGCUUGAUGACACGUACACACUGCGAGGAGAAAAGAAAGCUUCUACCAAUAUUCACUCUUUAAAAGGUUUCAGCAUUAUAGAUCGCAUCAAGAACAAGCUUGAAUAUGAGUGUCCUGGUAUUGUCUCUUGUGCAGAUAUCCUUACAAUUGCUGCUAGAGAUGCUGUCAUUCUGGUUGGCGGACCAUAUUGGGAUGUUCCAUUGGGGAGGAAGGAUUCUACAACAGCAAGCUAUGAUCUGGCUAACUCUAAUCUUCCUACUUCCGAUCAGCCUCUUCUCACCAUCAUUUCCAAGUUCCUUUAUCAAGGCCUUUCUGUAACUGACAUGGUUGCUCUUUCCGGUGCCCACACAAUUGGCAUGGCUAGAUGUGAGAAUUUCCGGGCAAGGAUUUACGGAGACUUUGAGUCCACAUCCGACAAACUAAAUCCGAACUCUCAAACAUAUGCAAGUAACCUGAGAUCUAUUUGCCCGACUGCUGGUGGCGGAGACAACAACAUAACAGCAAUGGAUUACGUGACUCCGAAUCUUUUUGAUAACUCAUUUUACCAAAUUUUGUUGAGAGGAGAAGGGCUGCUGAACUCAGACCAGGCCAUGUACUCGAGCCUCUUGGCAAUGGAAACCAAGAGUCUUGUCACUAAAUACGCACACGAUUCAAUAGCUUUCUUUCAGCAAUUCUCGGAGUCAAUGGUUAAAAUGGGAAACAUCACUAAUCAAGACACAGGACAAGUUAGGAGAAACUGCAGAUUCAUCAACGCAUGAAAUCUACUAAAUACUAAGUUGAUUAAAACAAACGGGAAUAAUUAUUUAAUAGAUUAAAAACAACAAAUUGUCAAAUAUUUGUUUGUAUCAACAACUGAAAAUGAAAUGCAGGGUUCAAGAUUU
Carica papaya (papaya) is the source of this 1125-nucleotide messenger RNA. Its product is annotated as Peroxidase superfamily protein. NCBI's taxonomy places the organism in Eukaryota, Viridiplantae, Streptophyta, Magnoliopsida, Brassicales, Caricaceae. The record is from RefSeq and is a predicted model, not a curated record. Gene Ontology annotation, molecular function: heme binding; peroxidase activity. Gene Ontology annotation, biological process: hydrogen peroxide catabolic process; response to oxidative stress.